Cadophora gregata is the source of this 2118-nucleotide messenger RNA. It is a transcript of the gene STE12, whose product is annotated as homeodomain transcription factor ste12. Gene Ontology annotation, cellular component: Ste12p-Dig1p-Dig2p complex; Tec1p-Ste12p-Dig1p complex; nucleus. NCBI's taxonomy places the organism in Eukaryota, Fungi, Ascomycota, Leotiomycetes, Helotiales, Ploettnerulaceae. Gene Ontology annotation, molecular function: DNA-binding transcription factor activity. The record is from RefSeq and is a predicted model, not a curated record. The coding region runs from base 1 to 2118 and encodes 705 amino acids. Gene Ontology annotation, biological process: sexual reproduction; regulation of DNA-templated transcription. The transcript is spliced from 5 exons.
AUGGCGCAUAUGAUGUAUUCGCAGCAUCAUGCAACGAUGGCACCACCACAGAAGCCGGAAACUUUCAUGUUGAGCAGUGAAGCCCAGCAAUCUCUCCCACAAGACGCCCAGGUCGCACUGCAACAAGUCGACAACUUAAAAUACUUUUUAAUAUCUGCUCCCGUUGACUGGACACCGGAUCAGUACAUACGCCGAUUUCUUUUACCUACUGGCGAAUACGUUUCCUGCGUGUUAUGGAACAAUCUCUUUCACAUUUCCGGUACCGACAUUGUUCGCUGCCUUUCCUUCAGAUUUCAAGCCUUUGGACGACCAGUAAAGAACUCGAAGAAGUUUGAGGAGGGUAUCUUUUCCGAUUUGCGCAACCUCAAGUCUGGCACCGAUGCCUCCCUCGAAGAGCCAAAGAGUGGCUUCCUUGAUUUCCUCUACAAGAACAAUUGCAUCCGCACACAGAAGAAGCAGAAGGUUUUCUACUGGUACAGCGUACCACACGACAGACUCUUCCUCGAUGCACUCGAACGCGAUCUCAAGCGGGAGAAGAUGGGACAGGAGGCCACAACUGUUGCUGUCAAUGAACCAGCUCUCUCUUUUGAAUUCGAUUCUUCUCAAUCGCUCUUUGAGCAACUCACCAAAGCUCAACAAGCCAACUCGUCCUCCUUCUCCGCACAACAACCAUCAUACUCUCAAUCACAAUCACAAUCGACCUCCCCAGUCAUGCGAGCGAUCGAUUCCAUGCCACCUCCACAAAUGAUUCCCCAAGCCAUGGCUAUGCAAGAGGAGAUGAACCCAAUGGCUGCGUACCAACAAAUGGCAAUGGGUCAACAACACGUACCACAGCAGAUGGUCAAGAGAGAGGCAGAUUUCGGAAGAGUUCAAUACAACCAGAACGGUGUCCCAAUUUCUCAAACACACCAACGCCACGCUUCUAUGCCUGCAUACGGCCUUGAGUACUCUCCCGCUCCUUCGUUUGUCUCCUCGCACUACGAGGACUACAGCAACCGCGGAAUCUCCUUUGAGCCAAUCACACCGCCUCAGCAAGCUAUGGGAAUGGGAGCUGAGCCUGCCUACAUCGCAAACGAGGAGACUGGCCUUUACACUGCUAUUCCAGACCACAUGGGUGGCGUCAACGGUAUGCACGGAAUCAUGCAGCUGCCACCUUCAAACCUCUCUGGCCCACAAUUCUCCCAUGCCACUCGUGGAUAUGGUGCCAACAAUGUCUACUCCGUCAUUGAAGGAUCCCCAACCUACAAGCAGAGGAGGCGCCGUUCAUCAAUUCCUCCGGGAGUUGCUGCAAUGGUUGCCGCUUCGGCCGGCCAACAACAACAACCACAUACCGCCCAUCGACCAUCAGAUCUGAGACGAUCCGUUUCUACAUCUGUCGGACCUGUUGCUGAGGGUGAUGAGUCUGGAAACAACUCUCCACCGGGACUCAGCUACAGCAAUGGCAUGCACCAACUCGCUCAACAACACAAAGAUCUCAUCGACAUGUCAAGACACGGAACCCCCCUCUCCACUGUUGAAGAUAGUCCUGCCAUGAACCCGAUGGCUCUCCAACACAACGACUACGGUCAUCUGUCCAAUGAAGAGCUUUCAGGUGAAGGUUCAAUCCACAAUUCUCCCCAAAGAAGACAUAUGCAAGGACCAAAUGGUGUCGUCCGAAGAGCUCGGAGCGCCACCAUGAUGGAACUUGGCCCCUACCCUCAAAAGUCACACUCAUGCCCUAUUCCCACAUGCGGUCGCCUCUUCAAGCGUUUAGAGCAUCUCAAAAGACACGUGAGAACACAUACCCAAGAAAGACCCUACAUCUGCCCCCACUGUAAUAAGGCAUUCUCCCGAUCAGACAACCUAGCACAACAUCGUCGUACCCACGACCGCAGCGAUGGCUCUGAAGGCCCCUACGGCAGCUACUCUGGCGAAGAAGAAGAAUAUGAAGGCGAAGACCACCUCGGUUCCCUCGAGGAAGCCUCCCCCAACUCUGAGAACGGAUACCUCCCAACGAGCAUGAGCCAAGGCUUCGGUAGCAUGCACGCACAGAUGGGAAUGUCGAUGCCAAUGACCAAUUCCGGCAUGGCUGCUCCUAGUCAACUCAUCUCUCACCAGAUGAUGCAGCAACCGAUAUAA